Molecule: messenger RNA, 1184 nt
Organism: Microtus oregoni (creeping vole)
Lineage: Eukaryota; Metazoa; Chordata; Mammalia; Rodentia; Cricetidae
Product: beta-1,3-galactosyltransferase 5-like
Exons: 2
Coding region: 121-1047 (308 amino acids)
Cellular component (GO): membrane
Molecular function (GO): N-acetyl-beta-D-glucosaminide beta-(1,3)-galactosyltransferase activity
Source: RefSeq, a predicted model, not a curated record
GAAACACAUGACUAGCAAGGGAACUUUCCAUUUUUCCUGAUCUCAGACUUGGGGAUUGUGCUCCAUCAGACUUUGUGACUGGCCUCACAAAGGUUUGGACAACACUUCCCUUAUCUUCUGAUGGACUUCAUGAAGAUGAGGCUGGUUUGUGCUUUCAUGCUGAUGAUGGGCACUCUUUGCUUCUACUUCAGCAUGGAGCCUUUUGAGGAACUGCCAUUAGUUCUCAAGAAAGGUCACAAGAAUUUCCUCCAGCUUCCAGAUAUAGACUGUAAGCAGAAGCCACCUUUCCUUGUGCUGCUGGUAACUUCAUCCCACAAGCAGCUGGUGGCUCGCAUGGCCAUCCGCAAGACAUGGGGUAGAGAAACAGAGGUGCAGGGAAGGCAUGUGAAGACCCUCUUCCUUCUGGGGGCCUCAGAUAGCCCUGAUGAGAUGAAUGCCACAGCUCAGGAGGGCAAGCAGCACCAUGACAUCAUACAGAAGGAUUUCAAGGACGUCUAUUACAACUUGACCCUGAAGACAAUGAUGGGCAUGGAAUGGGUCCACCACUAUUGUCCUCAGGCAGCUUUUGUGAUGAAGACAGACUCAGAUGUGUUUGUGAAUGUUGGCUAUCUGACUGAACUGCUGCUGAAGAAAAACAAAACCUCCAGGUUCUUCACAGGCUACAUAAAGUCCAAUGAACUUCCCAUCAGACAAAAGUCCAGCAAGUGGUUUGUGAGUAAAUUUGAAUAUCCCUGGGACAGGUACCCACCUUUUUGUUUUGGAACAGGUUAUGUCUUUUCUAGUGAUGUGGCCAGACAAGUAUACGAUGUCUCAGAUAGAGUUCCAUUCCUGAAGCUGGAGGAUGUGUUUGUUGGGCUCUGCUUGGCCAUACUAAAGAUCCAGCCUGAGGAACUCCACACCGAACAGACCUUUUUCCCGGGUGGCUUAAGCUUCUCUGUGUGUCACUUUCAGAAAAUUGUGACCUGCCACUACGUGACGCCCCAGGACUUACUCACUUACUGGCAGGCACUAGAGAACUCUCAGGAACAGGAUUGUUCUUCUGUCUGAGGGGAACCUCUGGUGCAAACUUCCAAUAACCUUUGGUGAUACUUUGGGAAUGUCUGAGAUGGCCUUGCUGGGAACUGUCAUGGGAACAGAGAGAAGAAGGAGUAAGGCAAAGAGUGCCCUGCAUAUACUAGAGUGGA